Molecule: messenger RNA, 1413 nt
Organism: Loa loa (African eye worm)
Lineage: Eukaryota; Metazoa; Nematoda; Chromadorea; Rhabditida; Onchocercidae
Product: AGC/NDR protein kinase
Exons: 10
Coding region: 88-1413 (441 amino acids)
Biological process (GO): peptidyl-serine phosphorylation; intracellular signal transduction
Molecular function (GO): ATP binding; protein serine/threonine kinase activity
Source: RefSeq, a predicted model, not a curated record
UUUCAGGAAGCAUUGGACGCGUUGCUGAAGAAAGUAUUGGCCGGAAAUCAUUUAUGUUGGCCGUGUACUGCGUGUUUCGUUAGGAAGAUGACCUCCUCGGCAGCUCGAACAAGCAGUACGCGAAUAUCCCAGUAUACUUUGGAACGUGCCAACCGUACCCGGUUACUUAUCGAGAACUGCUACGCUCAAGCUCUAGCUCAGUGUCAUGAGCGAGAGAAAAGGUUGCAGAAACUGGAAGAAAAAAUGGAAAUGGAAGGUCUUCCGGAGUCAGAAAAAGCGGUACGUAGGCAAGCACAUAUGGCCAAAGAGACAGAUUUUCUACGUUUGAAACGAACACGAUUAACCGUCGCCGAUUUUACAUCCCUUAAAGUAAUUGGUCGAGGAGCUUUUGGAGAAGUACGACUGGUUCAAAAAAUCGACACUGGUCAUGUUUAUGCGAUGAAAAUUUUACGAAAAACUGAAAUGCUUGAAAAGGAGCAGACAGCUCAUGUUCGUGCAGAGCGUGAUAUACUAUCCGAGGCUGAUUGUGAAUGGGUUGUAAAGAUGUAUUUUUCGUUCCAGGACCCACUCAACUUGUAUUUAGUAAUGGAGUUUUUACCUGGCGGUGACAUGAUGACACUAUUGAUCAAAAAGGAUACACUGUCGGAAGAUGCCACUAAAUUUUACAUUGCUGAAGCAGCAUUGGCAAUACAAGCAAUACAUAACUUGAAUUUUAUCCAUCGUGAUAUUAAGCCAGAUAAUUUAUUACUGGAUUCGAAGGGACAUAUAAAGCUGUCGGACUUUGGGCUGUGUACAGGCCUGAAAAAAGCCCAUCGAACUGAAUACUAUCGAAAUUGGCCAAGUCAACUACCAAAGGAUUUUGUAACAAAACCGUUUGGAUCGAAGCGAAAAGCUGAAACAUGGAAGAGAAACAGACGGGCAAUUGCUUAUUCAACGGUGGGUACACCUGAUUAUAUCGCACCAGAAAUUUUUCGACCGAAUGGUUAUACAAAAGCAUGUGAUUGGUGGUCUCUCGGUGUUAUUAUGUAUGAAAUGCUUAUAGGUUAUCCACCGUUUUGUUCUGAAACACCUCAAGAAACUUAUCGAAAAGUCAUCAACUGGAAACAGACCUUAUUAUUCCCACCAGAAAUGCCAAUUUCUGUGGAUGCUAAGACAGCGAUCAAAAAGUUUUGUUCAGAACCGGAACAUCGUUUAGGCCAUAGUGAUGGUGUGGAGGAGCUAAAGACAUGCCAGUUUUUCCGCGGAAUCGAUUGGAACAAUAUCAGGAAGUGUCCCGCACCCAUUCGUGUCGAUGUGAAAAGCAUCGACGAUACUUCAAAUUUUGACGAAUUUCCGGAUGCCGAUUUACGCAUUCGUAAGUUUAUUAUCCUGCUUUUUUCACCUAGUUCUCAGCAUCAUUCAUCACACAAUUAG